This is a messenger RNA of Cyclocybe aegerita, 324 nucleotides long. The record is from the annotation of a GenBank genome assembly. Lineage: Eukaryota; Fungi; Basidiomycota; Agaricomycetes; Agaricales; Hemipholiotaceae.
AUGCGGCCAACGGGUACCCCGUUCGAGGUUGUGCUCCCAUCAUCGACGUCUUUCAUAAAGAUACUCGAUGUUCCUUACUUCGAUCUGAAAGGGUUGAAGAUCACCCAGGAGGCGCUUGAAAAGGCCCUCCGUACCUCAGUUCACGCUGAGGUCUUCGCAUAUCUGAGCACCAAGCCUCGGAUCGACCGCAAUUCGGCGCACUCGACAUCGUGCACUGUCUAUUGCAAUAUUUGGGACUCCCAGCAGGGAACCAGUGCCAAGAAGGCCCUUGGCCAACCGAUCUUCCUUGCCGGGCAGUCCUGCACAAUCAGGCCAGCUGCGUGA